AUGGUUGAUAACAUGGGAGAAGGAGAGCCACACAUGUGUGAGGAAAGGGUACAGAGAGAUACCAAAGUAAGGGCAGAUUUACAGGCAAUUCUAUUAGUAGACCCAGAAGAAGUGCUGUUCACAGAUGGUUGCUGUUAUAGACAUCCAAUUGAAGGACUUAAAGCAGCCUAUGCAGUGGUGCGACAGACAAGUGAGGGAUUUGAGGAAGUGUUGACAGGAAAAGUGACAGGCAAAGAAUCAGCCCAGUUGGCUGAACUACAGGCAAUGAUAGCUGCGUUAGAAUGGUCAGGGGGAAAAAGAGUAAAUAUCUAUACCGACUCUGCAUAUGUGGCAGGGGCUAUACAGGUAGAACUUAGUCAAUGGAUCAGGGCAGGAUUCUUAAUAGCAGCAAAAACCCCAAUUAAACAUGAAAAAGAUAUGAAAAGAUUAGCGGAGGCCCUAAUGAAACCUGCAGAAGUGGCGUUGGUCAAGUGUAGAGGACAUGAUAAAGCAGAUACAGUUGUAGCGAAGGGUAAUCAGGAAGCAGACUCAGCAGCGAAGAAAGCAGCAGG
Chiloscyllium plagiosum (whitespotted bambooshark) is the source of this 551-nucleotide messenger RNA. NCBI's taxonomy places the organism in Eukaryota, Metazoa, Chordata, Chondrichthyes, Orectolobiformes, Hemiscylliidae. The record is from RefSeq and is a predicted model, not a curated record.